UCUUUGGCUUCAACGUCGGCGGUGCCUGCACGAGCCACCACCAAACAUGCUACAGAGCUGGCGAAUACUUUGUCUGCUAGUCGCAGGUUCACUCCUACCUUCUCUGUCUCUAGCUGGGCCGUCCUUCGAAAACACAGCUGUUGUGCGCACCAUCGAGCUGGGUGGGUCAGUGGUCCACGUCAGCACGACAUACGCUAUCAAGGCACUCGAAGCUGGCCAGACAGUGUACCACAUCGCACUCGCCAAAGAUGAGAAAGAAAAGACAAGCUGGAUGGAGGCCAAGGUCAAGGGCCAAGCAAACCCUCUCGUCGUAACUGUUCUUGACGAGGAUGAUGCAGCUGCCUCCAGUUUGAUAGCCGUGAAUUUGCCAAGGCAAUUGUCUGCCAAUGGCACUCUCAACCUUGUUUUUGAGUCCGUUCAAACACACGCGACGCGUCCGCAUCCCGAGCGCGCAGCCCAGACCGACCCGCAGCUUCUUAACUACGAGACAGGCCUCUUUGUUCUCAGUCCGUACAAUACUCUCGUCCAGCGUACUAAAGUCAAGUCUCUAUCCCCCGACGUUAUUUCCUACUCCACUCCGCAAGACGUCGACGAAUUCGUCCGAGAUGGCGCUGUGGUGACCAAGUCAGGAGCUACCAUAACGUAUGGUCCUUAUCACAACAUUCACCCCUCUGCGGACGUGGAGUUCGUUUCCAACCAUCAACAAACUAUUUCCGUCCACUACAACUUUGACUAUCCUGUUUUGGAGGUCAAAAACCUCGAGCGUUCGAUUGAAAUCAGUCAUUGGGGCGCCAAUUUGAAUGUCGAGGAUAAGAUCCACCUAUACAAUGCUGGUCCGGCGCUCAAAGGCCAGUUCUCCCGCCUGGAGUACCAAAGCCAGAACUUCUUUGGGCGUUUAUCUCCACACACGCUCAAUCGCUUGAUCCUCCAGCUUCCGCCUGGUGUCACUAAUGUGUACUACUAUGAUUUGAACGGUAAUGUAUCCACCUCUAAUUUACGCGUAGCACCGUCCGUGCCCAAGAAUAGCAAGGCGACCCAGAACAGCAUCCUUGAUAUGCGUCCUCGCUAUCCUCUUCUUGGCGGAUGGAAUUAUUCCUUCACGCUCGGCUUCGAUACUCCCUUGCAGGACUCGGUCAGCUGGGACGCGGCCAACGGCAAGUAUAUCGUUGCUGUGCCGGUGACAACGCAUAUCCCUGGUUCCGUUGUGGAUGAAGCGAUAGUCAAGAUUAUCAUGCCUGAAGGAGCUAGCAACAUCGAGUUCAUCUCACCUUUCCCGGCGCUAUCAAGCAGUGCUUCCACUCAUAUCACAUACCUGGAUACGAUCGGCCGUCCGGCUGUCGCACUCGCAUACAAGAAGUUGACUGGAAAGCACACUGGAAUGAUCUACGUUUCGUACAGUCUUCCGUUUUUCGCACACCUUCGGAAGCCACUCGCAGUUGGGACAAUGUUCUUUGGCCUGUUUAUGCUUGGCUUCACUGCGAAACGUGUAGACUUGAGGCUGCAUAGGCGUUGAUGUACAUUUACAUAGACUAGCCUGCUUCUACAGGGGCAAUACCAAAAAGGAUGAUUCAUAUUAUGUCAUGAAUUCCCCCGCCUAUGGAAAUUACUUG
Pisolithus orientalis is the source of this 1610-nucleotide messenger RNA. RefSeq names its product Ribophorin I. The transcript has 6 exons. Gene Ontology annotation, cellular component: oligosaccharyltransferase complex; membrane. Lineage: Eukaryota; Fungi; Basidiomycota; Agaricomycetes; Boletales; Pisolithaceae. The record is from RefSeq and is a predicted model, not a curated record. Bases 47 to 1513 code for a protein of 488 amino acids.